CACACUCUCUUGUAAGCAAGGAGUUUUUGGGUUACCAACAAGCAAGAAACUUUCUCCUACCUUCAUAUGGCAGUGCCCAUGGUCCCCCAUGCCACCAUAAUUGUUAAGAGUUGUUCUUGUUCUUCUCAUUCCAACUCAACUCAAAACAUUUAACCCAAUAACAGGAUGCCGCCCACCUAGAAUCAUACUUUCCCAACCUAAAAUCGUUAUCUUGGAACAAAAAGGCAACAAAGUAACAAUAGUGCCAAAUUUAUCAUGACAGCGAAAGCAAGCAAAAGAGACAUAAUAAUGUCCAAGUCACAGCCAAUCCGGCUGGUUCCUUGUUUGUACGGCUGAAGCCAGUUUCUUCCACCUGAGGAAGUCCCACCCAAUUGAUUGGCCAUUUCGGCCUAGUUUACUACACAGCUCGGUUGGCUAUACCAGUUUGUUCCACAUGGGGAAGUUCUACCCAACUGAUUGGCGGUUUCAGCCUAGUUUCGCAUAGCUCAGUUGGUUACAGCGUCGUGGUUUCAUAAACUUAUAAGAAGAAGAGGGCAGAUGUCAUUCUCCUGAUUCAACAUUUUCGUCCUCAAAUUUCACAACCCAUCGUUUUCCAGGGUGGUAGACAAGGAAAAAAAGGAAGGAAGGAAGGAAGAAUGACCCAGAUGGUAAUUGAUGAUCAUCAAACAGAGGAUUACUACAGCUCAGUUCAGAAGUACUUGAUGGAAGAACCAGCACAGGUCGAUGAUGAUCACCAUCUUGAUGAAGAGGUUUACGACAGCCAGAGAUUGAACUGUUUGAUCCAAUCUCUGGAAGCAGAGAUUAACUACGUCCAUGAUCUUGAUCUUCAGCAGCAGCAGCAGCAGCAACAACAACAGCCGUCGGAUCAUGUUGUGGAAGGGCGUGAAACGGGGCCGGAUUAUGGUGAUCUUGGGUUCAUCAUCAGCUGGAAUGAUCAGAUUGAGAUGGGUUGCAGUGAUUCCUUCUUCCUUGAUGGAUUUAGUGAUGAUAAUAGAAUGAUGAAAAGGGAUUAGCUUUUGCUCACUUUCUUAAUCCCCACAACUUAGAGGAGACCUUUUGAUACUUGUUUACUAGGAAGGAGUUUUGGCGAAGUUUAAUUUACACUAUUAACAACACCAUCACCAAUUUUGUUUAUCAUAGAUUUUAGCUUCAUUUUUCUUAUCUUUUAUCCAUUGCAUCACUUUACUUUUUCUUUCCUCUUUUCUAUUACAACACCCUCAUUUUAUUUCACAUAUUGAUGAAAGAUUGAAUAAAUACUUUAUACUAGAAGUAAUAAACUCCAUUUUGAGGGACGAGAAGCUAAUAUAUUUUGUAAUAGGAAAAACUUAAUGAAGAAUUCAUAAUUGU
Linum trigynum is the source of this 1347-nucleotide messenger RNA. The record is from the annotation of a GenBank genome assembly. NCBI's taxonomy places the organism in Eukaryota, Viridiplantae, Streptophyta, Magnoliopsida, Malpighiales, Linaceae.